Molecule: messenger RNA, 3129 nt
Organism: Blepharisma stoltei
Lineage: Eukaryota; Ciliophora; Heterotrichea; Heterotrichida; Blepharismidae
Source: the annotation of a GenBank genome assembly
AUGAGUACGUCUAACAUAAGAACUGUAUGCUGGGUUAUAGCUACAAUAAAUAAUAACAGCGCUCGUCAUAAACUCAACUUUCAAAUUCAUGAUAAAGAGAUGGAUGCAAUUAUAACUAACGCUUUAAGAAACCAAAUUUCUGAUAGGACUCUUUCAAAACUCUACACCUUAUUGAAUAGGAGUCUAUCAGAUACAUUUGAAGGAUUUUUUAAAAGAAAUCCAAUUUGCUAUAAUUUUAUUCAGACAAUAGAAAGAGGAUUACCCGAAGUAUCAACUGAUCUUAAAAAUAUUCUUUUUGUUCAAAAAAAAGAGUCUAAAAUAAAAGAAUCUAUUUAUGAAGGUGAAUAUAAAUUAAUUUCCAGCUUUAAUGACAAGCAAGUCUUAUGCUUAUUUGAUGAUCUGUGGUUUGAUUGUAGCAGCAAAGAAGCAAAACUACUACUAAAAGGACAGUUGAAUUUCGUUUGCCCAACAACUUUGGUUUAUUUGAGAGUGAAAAAAUCUUUGAUGGAUCACGAUAUUAAAAUAGCAUCUGAGAAAAGCCAAAGAGUACAAAAAUUGCUAUCUGAUAAUAGAGUAAAAGAACUUUACAGUAGAAACGCUUCAGCAGAGCGUACAGCUCCCUCUUCUAAAAAUCGGUUUAAAUCUCCUGAUCCAUUUCCAAGUGCGUUCAAUCAUAAAACGUCUGAUAUAAAAUCAAAAAUAUUAGAAAAUGAUGAAUACAAUAGUGAAAAGUACACAGAAAUAGAAGGAGAGAAUAAGCUGAUAGGCAAUCAGCCUGGUAAAAAUACUUGUUGUGACGCUGAAAAAGAUGAUUUAAAAAUAAAAAUAUUAAUUGAGAAGUCCUUAGCUGAAGUGGAGGCAAGGUUAAGAAACGAAUUUGAAUCGAAAAUCCAGAAAAAUUCAGAAAUAUAUAGAAAUGAAGAGCCUUUAAGACAUCAGCAAGCCAAUAAAGCUAAGGAAGAUUUAUUAAACUUUAUAAGCAAUUAUUCUGACAUGCAUCAGGAAAUAAUGAAAAAAGCAGAAGUCACGUUUAUAAAUUUAGAAAAAAAAUACCUAGACUUAUUCCAGCUGUUACCAAAUAUAUUAAAGCCACUGGAUAAAAAAUUCAAAAAUUUUGAUUCUAAAUUAAAACAAUUUGAUGACCCAAAGAAUAAUAUAGAUCCAGACGCAAUUAUUGAGAAAGCAAGAAAAAAAGCAUAUGACGACCUAGUAUCAAUUAAUAAUCAAAGUUAUGAACAGUUUUAUAAUGAGUAUAUAAAACCAUUGGAUGAAAAAUUCAAAAAUUUUGAUUCUAAAUUAAAACAAUUUGAUAUCCCAAAGAAUAAUAUAGAUCCAGAGGCAAUUAUUGAGGAAGCAAGAAAAAGAGCACAUGACGACCUAGUAUCAAUUAAUAAUCAAAGUUAUGAACAGUUUUAUAAUGAGUAUAUAAAACCAUUGAGUAAAAAAUUCAAAGAUUUUGACUCUAAAUUAAAACAAUUUGAUGUCCCAAAGAAUAAUAUAGAUUCAGAGACAAUUAUUGAGGAAGCAAGAAAAAGAGCACAUGAAGAUUUAGUAUCAAUUAUUGAUCAAAAUUAUAAACAAUUAUAUAAUUUGUACCUUGAAAUAAAACCAACGAAAGAAUCAAAAAUUUCAGAAAAGAAUAUUGAAAUUUUAAAAGUUGAGAUAAAUAACCUAAAAGAUAAAAUAAGCUCAAUUGAGCUCAGAUUAGAGCCAACUGAUGAAGAUGAAAUGCAAGCUAGACUUAUUGAAAUCGAAAGAAGCUUAAAAGAAUAUAUCGAUAAAGAGAAAAAGAGUAUUAAAAACGAAAUAAAUGAAGUAAAAUCGAAUUUUGAAUUUCCAUAUAGUUAUUUUAAAAAGGAAAAUGAUACAAAAAUAAAUGAUUUCAAAAGAGAUAUUGAAGAAAUAAAGUAUCAAAUUAAUAGCAUUGGUAAACUAUCUGAAACCAAUAAAUCUGAAACCGAAAAGCUUAAGACUCAAAGUAAUGAUUUAAAUAAGAGAUUGGGGGAUUUGAAAUUGCAAGCUGAUAAUUUCAUCGAAAAUAUACUAAAAAGCAAUAAUAUUAGAAAGGAGGAAAUAUCUGAACUAGCUAGUAGCCAAGAAUUAACAGAUAAAAAGCUUAAAACAAUUGAGGAAGAAAUAGAAAAAUAUAAGUCUGAAAUUUUCAGACAAUCUGCUAUUCGUUCAAAUGAACUUCAAGCCGCAUAUCAGAUGCAUGACCAAACAGUGAGUCUGCCAUCAAGACAAAAUAUAAAUUCUCAAAAUUAUCAAGAAUCUAAAAUUCAAAGACGGCCUAUAAACACUCAGGCUCAAACUCUACCAAUAAAAUCUCAAAUUUAUAGCAAAUCAGGCUUGCCAAAUAUAGGAAAUACCUGCUAUAUGAAUUCUGUCAUACAAAUAUUAGCAAGCACUCUUGAAUUUACAAAAUCAAUAAGCAGCAAUCAUAGCAGUCAAUUAUUACGGAGCCUACAUUCAGUUAUAUCAUUAAUGUAUGCUAACACUUCAGAAAGUGCACUAAGGCAGCAUAUUAGUGAAUUUAAAGAUAUAAUUUCAAGAGAAUGUUCGAUGGUAAUAUUUAUUUAGUAUGUUGGAAGGUCUCCAAAUGAUUCUAAAGAGCUAUUUUUAAUCAUCUCAGAUAAUAUUGAAGAUGCAAAUCCUUUUACAUUGGUUAAAAGACAAGCUUUUAUAUGCCCUAUCAAUCAUAGAUCAUAUACCGAAGAAUCUUCAAAUUUUAUAAUUAUUCCAAAAAAUUAUCAAAACAAUAUUAGAGUAUUUUUAAACAAUAUUGUUGGAGAAAAGAAGGAUUUUUAUGGGCAAAAUCAAUUAAUGUGCGAUGGAUGUGGAGAAUUGAGAAAUAUAAUUCUGGAAACUGUAGAAGUUAAUUGACCAAAUAUUUUAACAAUUUAUAUGCCUGAUUACCAGGGUUUUAAUGAAAUCCCAGAUGAGUUGCAGAUUGGAUAUAAGACUUAUCAAAUUUUUGGAGUAAUAUGUUAUUAUGGGUUUCAUUACAUCGCAUUUACUAAGGAUAAAAAUAGCGAAUGGGAGAAAUAUGAUGAUAAUAGAGUCAGCAAAAAUGACCCUGAUUGGGAUAAACUUUAUCUUUCAUUUUAUAAGAAGAAAGAAUAUCAUUAA